Molecule: messenger RNA, 1403 nt
Organism: Paramuricea clavata
Lineage: Eukaryota; Metazoa; Cnidaria; Anthozoa; Malacalcyonacea; Plexauridae
Source: the annotation of a GenBank genome assembly
AUGGAGCAGAUUUUUGAGAAUAGGAAAUUGAAUGUUAGUGUAAGGACAGUGAGGUGGGGUGAGGGUAUACUGUUCUAUGCAAAAGAUGUGGCGGAAUCACUAGGGUACGCGGAUCCGAAGAAAGCAGUUCAGAAACUAGUUAGGAAACAAAACAAGGUAAGCGUAGAGGAGCUCCGCAUGGGGGGCGAAUCGCCCCUCUUGCAAAAAUGUCACCCACAAACGAUCCUGCUAUACGAACCCGGUUUGUACCAGCUAAUAUGUAGCUCAAGACUCCCAAUAGCAGAGGCCUUUCAGGACUGGGUAUUCAGUGAGGUGCUUCCAUCUAUCCGUAAAGCAGGCUCAUACACACUACCAGAUAGAAGGUCACUCAGGUAUAACCAAAUAAUCCUCAUAAACGAAACGGACCUUCAUUAUACAGUUGUGAGUUACAUUAGGAAUAACCACCCUAAGGCUGUAAUAGUACCCAGUCUUGGUGAGUAUCAGGAUACGGUGUCGAAGAGAUGUGAUGCUUGGAAGACGGGCUAUAAAGGUGGUCAGCCAGAUCUUAUUAUAGAGAAUCCUAUGGGGGAGUACACAGGAUUCGCAAUUGAACUUAAGUCUCCUAAGGGCACUGGGAUUACAAGUGAGAAGCAAGUUCUAUGGCUCACGAGACUGAGCGAAAUAGGGUACAUGACAAUGAUAUCCGAUGACUUGAUACAAAUCUGUAUCAGAAUUAAUGAGUACUUCUCACUUAAGAAGAAAGUUAAAAUAGUAAGGGUGAAGAAUGUAGUCAGCGAGGCAAAGCUGUACAAACAAAAGUUCACAUCACACAAGUACUAGUUUAGUGGUAAAGAUAAACUUAAAAAAUGCUCGGCAAAUACUGCCGGGCAUUUUUUAAGCAAUCCCAUCAUACUGCCAAGUAGAUUUAAGACAUCUUACAAGCAGAUCUAAGUUAUCUUGUAAGUUAUCUUACAAGUAAAUUCAAGUUAUCUUACAAGUAGAUUUGAGUUAUCUUACAAGUAAAUUUAAGUUAUCUUGUAAGUAGAAUUAAAGAUAUCUUGCAAGAUAAAACCCAGUUAAACCUAAGGUAUCUUACAAGUAGAAUGGCAGAUAAACCUGAGCAAAAUCAAGUACCAGUAACAAGUGAAAAGAAGAAGGACCCAAAAAGAGUAGCUGCAGGGAAACGACUGGGAGCAAUCAGUAAAAUAGCAAAGGAGAGGAAAAGGAAACAAGCUGAAUCCAACGAGUCGUCUAGUAGUGAUAGUAUGAUUACCUACAUAGGAGUGACCAUUGCAUUGAUAUCUCUUGUACUAGCGUAUAAGUCGCAUCAGAGGGAAACAAAGGAACUAGAACCUGAGUACAUCCCUAAAACUGUAGAAGUAACUAAGAAAGCUGAUGAGUCCAAGUUAGAUUCACUUGAAUGA